GGAUAACGGCGUCUUGGCGCGGCUACGGGUUCGGCGGGGUUGCGGCGGGGCGCAGUCGCGCCAUGCAGCGGGGCCCGGCGGCUCAACAUCAGCGCUCGCCGUUCGCCAUCCAGGAACUGUUGGGAUUGAGCGAUGCCGGACUGCCUGCUUCUUCUUCCUCCUCCUCGACGCAUCACGGCAACAGCCAGGUGUCCUCGCAUGCGGUCACGGCGGGAUUGCACCCGUCGGUGCUGGGGCACCCGCCGGGGCACUCGCUGGUGCCCCAGGGUCCCCCCAUGCACCAUCCGCCGCCGCACUGCGGCUUCCCCGGUGACAGGCCCGGUGUGUAUCUCGGACACGCGUUCGUGCCGUGUGCACCGUUCCUCCAUGGCUUCGACGGGUCAGGCCACGGCGUGCCACCGGACGUCGCCGGAUACCCCGGGGCGACUGCCACCGACCUUUGCGACGAGGGAUCCUCUCUUGCCAGGAAGAAGAAGAAGAAGCGUAGGCACCGGACCAUCUUCACGAGCUUCCAGCUGGAGGAGCUGGAGAAGGCGUUCAAGGAGGCCCACUACCCGGACGUGUACGCACGCGAGAUGCUAUCGCUCAAGACGGACCUGCCCGAGGACCGUAUACAGGUGUGGUUCCAGAACCGGCGCGCCAAGUGGCGCAAGACGGAGAAAUGCUGGGGCAAGUCGACCAUCAUGGCCGAGUACGGCCUGUAUGGCGCCAUGGUGCGCCACUCGCUGCCGCUGCCGGAGUCUAUCCUGCGAAGCGCCAAGGAGAGCGGUGACGACGUCUCCUCGUGCGCGCCCUGGCUGCUCGGCAUGCACCGCAAGUCUCUCGAAGCGGCCGAGAAGCUCAAGGGACAGGAUUGUGGCGGCAGCGACAGCACGGCCCCAUCCUCGCCUCCACCUCCUCCUUCGUCUGCGCCGUCGUCCAAGGCGCUGACGGGCGCGGGCGGCCACGCAAGGACUGGCCGGGACACGGCCAGUCCCCAGGCGCUGUCGUCGACGCCACCGUCGUCGGCGCCAUCGUCGCCGCCCGCUGCUCCUCCGACGUCAACGACGUCGUCCAGACCGAGCCCUCCUCCUCCGGGGACGCCAUCUGCCCUCUCGCCGGCAGGCUCAGCGACGGCGUCCGGCGGCGCCGUGAGCCAGGACCUGCGGACGCACAGCAUCGCGGCGCUGCGGCUGCGGGCGCGCGAGCACAGCGCCCGGCUGCAGCACUCCAUCGACGCCCUGUUCGCGUGACCGCGCUCACCUGUCCCACACACCCCGGGGGAGAAAGCGCGGCGUCGCCUCACCUGGCGCCAUGAGUCAGUCGGUCAGGGCGCCGAUUGAAUUAGCGCCACGGACCACGACCGACCGACCGAAACCCCCGCUCCGAGAAAGGAGGGAGAGAUCUCGCAGAGACAAUGGCGGUGAGAGAGAGGCAUCCGCGGAGGCGAUGGAGAUCUCUCCCCCGGGAAGGGAGAGUGCGCAGAGAGAACGCAACCGACAGCGAGAGAAAAGAGGCUUCGUGGAUUCACCGGACACCCCCCUUUCACUCCCAACGUGGAGAGAGAGAGAGCAUGAAAAAAAAAAAAAAAAAUGGAGUCGAGCGCAUCUCCUGCACCCCGAUGACGAUCUGGUAGCGGCCGCACGCUGAUUGGAUUAGGCGCCGCCGCAGAGCGGUCCGUGUGGCCAGCCGCACUCACCCCCGGCGCGACGACGGCGACGAAGACGGCGGCGGGUGUGGGGGGGCUGCCGCCCGCUCGGCAAGGCAGGGCGCAGUCCAUCCGCAGCGGCCUCCAAAUCGCGUUAGGCCUAACGAUGACGGACGACCCUCGGCUUGGCCGCCGCCGCGCGCGAGAGGGUCCAUCCGACAGCGGUUGCGCUUCACUUGGCCGCGACUAGCGGCCCGCUGCUUUUGUUUCUGAAGCGAGACCCCCUCCCCGCCACCCUGUGCAGUAUAAUAGUACGAACCACAACCACUCGCCCUCGUCUGAUAGUAUAGAGUGUAAGCGCAGGUGGCGAUAGUACGCGACUGUUCCUUUGUCGCACACAGUGAAUGCGUCUGUUUUAUCGCGUCUGCUUUGUGACAUCUUUCAUUUCGCUCUUGCGAGCCUCGCUGUUGGCACCUCAUCUGUUCCCUUACACCUUAUGACGGUGGUAUACCCGCUGCUCCGGAGAGACAACUGAGCCCUUCUAUACGCGAUCGUUAUUGCGCGAACCGCUGUCCCGCCGCAUAUAAGGGCACGCUGCGAAGCGCCGCCGCCUAAAAAAGGCUAACUGACUUCCCGGGUUGAGCGCGUGGGCGAGGAGGUGGUCCCCCGCAGUCCCGGGCGUGCUGGCCGGCCCGGCAGCCGCUGACGGGACGUCCCGGGGGAAGGCCGGCGGACGGCGGCUCGCACCAUUAGCCACUGCGUCGAAGACGAGCGCGCGGGCUUUCAAUUAGCGAGAAACGUUGUUUUCACUCGACGAAGGCGAACGCUGAUGGAUGGACCAGCGCGGAUCAUGAACUCCAGGGAGAUGGGCGGACUAGAUGGCCACCGAUACGUCAUAUAUACUAUGUACUGCAAGAAAUACAGCGCGCAGAGAGACGACGAGUAAGGAAGACCGUAUAGCUGAACUAUUAUAUGUAGCUGUACGGGAUUUUGUUUUAGAAAAAUCAAAAUGCAUUGUACGCCUCGAUCACCGGAAGACACGUAUACCAUGAAUUUCGUGCCGGACGUGUCGACGCGGAUAAGCUGUGGACUCCUACAUGCAUGUAGGUAUAUCUGUGGGCAUCAAUGCACAACAAGUGUUGGUGAAAUGGCGCUCGGCUGUGCGCGCCGUGGGACUCAUUCAUACAGGGUGGCCUCGCGGUUGCAACCCAGACUGCGCUUCCGGCUGCUCCAUCGUGUGGAACUCCUCCUAGCCUUCCCUUGUGAAAAAAAAUAAUAAUAAUCUAGAUAGCCAAGUUAGUCCUCCACAGCAGCGCAGUCUGUAGACAUGUUGUUUUGGCUGUCAAACCAGUUCGAUCGGUCAAGUCUGAGUUACCAAUGUGUCAAGAGGUCAGUGCUUACGACUUGUACCUUCAUGUUAUCUUUCUGGGCGCUGUAGGUCUUUUAGUACAUCGUAAAAUAAUUUACACCCUUAAGGGUGCAUAAGAGUGUAAAGCGGUCUAUAACUCACACUCUUGCGGGUGUGAGGGCGUGAUUUAUAUACCGAUAUUUACACCCUUGUGAAUUAGUUUACAGAGUAUGAAGUAUCUGUUGUUCCAGCCUCUACGUCGUUGCGUCAAUCGUAAAGCAAAGCGCGCUGAGAACGAAGCUGAAGAAAAAAACAAGGAUCGUUAUAUUGACGUGGAAUGCAACCGCGGUUGCAAGAAAGUGCGGGUUCAGGUGUUUUCGGACGCAUACUUGUUCCACACGAAAGAAUACGAACCGUAUGCACCAUCACACAUGACACAUUCUGUCAGAGAGAAAAGCAGCACAAGUUGCAUAAACUUCAUGCGCUGCAUUAUCAGUUAAACUUCUCAACAGCCCCCCCCCCCCCCCCCCCGACCGGCAUAUACGCGCAUAUACUACCAAAUAAUGCUUGCAGUUGUAUCUGAAUAUCUGUGGUAAGGGUGGGAGUCGGUCAGCCACGAUAAUGAUCAGUGCGAUAGCGAAGUUUGCACUUACUCCCCCCGUCCCAAAAGUAUAAUAAUGAUGUCACGUAAUGAAAAGGCAUUGAAUCCACCUCCGUGUGCCGAAAUGUCUGUGUACCAGAAAGCAUGUGAACAUGGAACGAAUGCAUGCGCAAGAUCCGCGCAUGCAAUAGACUGUUCAGCAUAGCCAAGAUCACUCAAAUGCUCGUUCGUACGAAGAGUUUCUGACGGGAGGAUACACCGGCAGGAACAUUCACAGUUUCCGCCAAUCCUCCACUUUCUCCGAGCGACGCUUGUCGUGCUCCUCUCGUGAUUUGUACACAGAAAAAUUGUUAAAGCUGGGGCAGAAAUGACGUCUUAGUUUAUCCAUAUACAGUGAGACUGAUAAAUGGUAGGCGGGACCACAACUCGCUCAUUCCCGCCGCAGACCCGUGCUUCCUGCGCGGGCGAGCAUCCUUGGAGGUCGCGGUCAGAUGGUCUACUCGAUCAGAACUGUUGACGCGGCUUUUGUGGGAUUUUCCUCAACGAUCGAGACAUGAGGAAUGGUACGUCUGUGUGGAAAGAGUGCACCAAAGUUCAUCAAAAGCCUACAGAGGCUCACCUUGAAGUCGCUAUAGGUCGGUCGUGGUCUCCAAACAAGCUUAAUUAAAACAAUGUAAAAUAAAAAAAAAACAGCUUCGACUUGUGUCGCAGUUUGUGUGGACUGCCGCUUGAGCAGAGAUAGUCUUAUCUGUACUAAAGCAGACGACUUUCCAUUUCAUAUGGCGGCGUCUCUAACAAUUAACCUCUAUAACAACCCGUACGAUGGUUCGGUACGCAAGGCUCCGUUUUGCAUAUCUGUUGCGCACCUUACCGGUCAAAGCAACAACUGUAAACGCACAGCUGAAGACGUCGAAAUGCAAAGCCGACGACAAGUCCCUGUAUGCAGACGACACAUCUGAGCAAAGCAGACGACAGUGCCCACGGCUAGGUGACUUGUGUGCCGAGACGUGACCAUGGACGACGUCCCGGUGAACUGUCGCGCGUUGCGACGGUGUGUGUGGAACUCAUCGCGGUGCUUCCGCAAAGACUUGAACUCCGCGCUAUAACGUGAUCGGCGCAGCGUACUCCAACGCAAAAUUAAUGCUCACAGAACUCAGAUUGGUCUGGAGCCGCUGUCACGAUGUGAGAAGCGGGGUAGCCUGUCCCUUAGCUGUUGUUGUGCGUGUUUGUGUGUGCGUGUGUGGGAAAUGUUGGGGUGACUGUGAAAGA
Messenger RNA from Dermacentor silvarum, 4845 nucleotides. Its product is annotated as visual system homeobox 1-like. Bases 63 to 1232 code for a protein of 389 amino acids. The record is from RefSeq and is a predicted model, not a curated record. Gene Ontology annotation, molecular function: DNA-binding transcription factor activity, RNA polymerase II-specific; sequence-specific double-stranded DNA binding. Lineage: Eukaryota; Metazoa; Arthropoda; Arachnida; Ixodida; Ixodidae. Gene Ontology annotation, cellular component: nucleus. The transcript is spliced from 6 exons. Gene Ontology annotation, biological process: regulation of transcription by RNA polymerase II.